Acipenser ruthenus (sterlet) is the source of this 2374-nucleotide messenger RNA. Its product is annotated as 4-trimethylaminobutyraldehyde dehydrogenase A. The transcript has 12 exons. The record is from RefSeq and is a predicted model, not a curated record. Bases 374 to 1948 code for a protein of 524 amino acids. Gene Ontology annotation, molecular function: aminobutyraldehyde dehydrogenase (NAD+) activity; 4-trimethylammoniobutyraldehyde dehydrogenase (NAD+) activity. NCBI's taxonomy places the organism in Eukaryota, Metazoa, Chordata, Actinopteri, Acipenseriformes, Acipenseridae.
CCACACUUCUGCUGGACAACAAUCCUAGGGGUGCUCAACAAACUCACAAACUUUUCGGGGAAGGAGAAGCAGCAUGUUUUGCAUAAUGUGUGCGUGAACUCGCUUGAAACCGUGCUAUCCGAAUGAUAAGCUAUUAUGCAAAAAGAUUGUGCAAUACUGUAAACUUUAUGGAAGCAAGAGAUUAUGUUAGUAAAAUACUAAAACUUUGAAAACGACCCCUCAACGCAGAUAAUUUUUGUAGUGUCAAAGAGCAAAGUGCAAAGUGGCAUUUUUUUUUUUUAAUUACACGAACAAAAACCAGACAACUGCAAAAAGGGUGAAAGUUCUGCCUAAAACCAACGAGAAGCUUUGCUUUACUUCGACUCCGUCUGAGAUGUUGCAACAGAGCUGCUCAGUGGCCCAGACCGGGCUUGAGAUCCUGCGAACUCGCCUUCUUCCCUCUACCGUCAUCAGGAGCGCUUGCACCGGGACGCUGCAGUUGAAAGAGCCGCUGAACUUCUGGUGCGGGGGGAGAGUGAAGCCUUCUACGAAGGAUGCUAGACCGAGUGAACCGGUGUAUGAGCCCGCUACUGGCCGCGUGCUAUGUGAGAUGUUCCCUUGUGGUCCUGCUGAGGUGGAGCAGGCUGUCCAGAGUGCCCAGUCCGCCUUCAAGACAUGGAGCCAGAUGUCUGGGAUGGAGAGGGGGCGUGUGAUGCUGGAGGCAGCCAGGAUCAUCCGGGAGCAGAGAGAGGAGAUUGCUAACAUGGAGGUCAUCAACAACGGCAAGUCCAUCUUCGAGGCCCGGAUUGACAUCGACAUCGCCUGGCAGUGCAUCGAGUACUACGCUGGCAUUGCCGGGACCCUGGCUGGCCAGCACGUGCAGCUACCCGGGGGGUCCUUCGCCUACACCCGUCGGGAGCCUCUGGGGGUGUGUGUGGGGAUCGGCGCCUGGAACUACCCCUUCCAGAUCGCUGCCUGGAAGUCUGCCCCUGCCCUGGCAUGCGGCAAUGCGAUGGUGUUCAAGCCCUCCCCCAUGACUCCGGUGACGGCAGUGAUCCUGGCAGAGAUCUAUGCCCAAGCGGGCGUCCCCGAGGGCCUGUUCAAUGUGGUGCAGGGUAGCGCCGAGACUGGCAGCCUCCUGUGCCUGCACCCUAGCGUGGCAAAGGUGUCCUUCACCGGCAGUGUGCCCACUGGCAUCAAGAUCAUGGAGAUGUCUGCGAAGCAUGUGAAGCCGGUCACUCUGGAGCUGGGUGGGAAGUCUCCUCUGAUCAUCUUCUCAGACUGCAGCCUGGAGAACGCAGUGAAUGGCGCGCUUAUGGCCAACUUCCUCUCCCAAGGCGAGGUAUGCUGUAACGGGACGCGGGUGUUCGUUCAGAGGGAUGUCCUGGAGCCCUUCCUGGAGGAGGUUGUGAAGAAGACCCGCGCCAUCAAGAUCGGAGACCCCCUGCAGGAAGGCACGCGCAUGGGGGCUCUGAUCAGCAAGCCCCACCUGGACAGAGUGCUGGGCUUCGUGCAACAGGCCAAGCAGCAGGGGGCCACGGUGCUGUGCGGAGGGGAGCCGUAUGUGUCUGAAGAUCCCAAACUGAAGAGCGGAUACUUCAUGUCCCCCUGCGUCCUGAGUAACUGCACCGACGAGAUGACGUGUGUAAAAGAGGAGAUCUUCGGCCCCGUGAUGUCGGUCUUGCCCUUCGACACGGAGGAGGAGGUCCUGCAGAGAGCCAACAACACCACUUUCGGACUGGCCUCCGGUGUCUUCACCAGGGAUGUGUCCCGUGCUCACCGCAUGGCUGCUAAGCUCCAGGCAGGGACCUGCUUUGUGAACACCUACAACGCGAGCCCCGUGGAGGUGCCCUUCGGGGGAUACAAGAUGUCAGGUUUCGGGAGAGAGAACGGCACGGUAACCGUAGAGUAUUACUCGCAGCUCAAGACUGUCAUCAUGGAGAUGGGAGACGUGGAGAGUCCCUUCUAGAACCCGGGACCCUCUGCAGUGCACACUGGCAGCAGCUUCUCUAAGCUGUCAGCUGCGAUGCCCUGUGGUCUCUGUCAGACCACAGCUGGGGGGUUGGCAGUGUUAUGUUAUUCAUUUUCACUCUUUACUUUAACAAUAUGAGAUAUUCCAGGGCCAGGUGAAGACAGCUGGGUUUGAAGGAUAAACAAGUGGGUAUGCAGAGGGUAGAUAGAUAGAUAUAGCCUGGUUAUAUCAGCCCCUUCCAUCAGAUUUGUAUUUCUUUGUAAAAUGAAGCUGUGACACCUCCUAAGAUUAUAGCUCUUACGAGGGGUCCUAAACACUAAUGCAGGGUUUUUGUUUGGGAGGUUUCAGCUAAAGUACCCUUUACAAUUUUUGCUUGCUGAAUGGUACCACAGUUGCAAUAAAAGGCAGAAUCUGGUUAACACA